Molecule: messenger RNA, 3419 nt
Organism: Synchiropus splendidus (mandarinfish)
Lineage: Eukaryota; Metazoa; Chordata; Actinopteri; Syngnathiformes; Callionymidae
Gene: atg9a
Product: ATG9 autophagy related 9 homolog A (S. cerevisiae)
Exons: 20
Coding region: 235-2775 (846 amino acids)
Biological process (GO): autophagy of mitochondrion; protein localization to phagophore assembly site
Cellular component (GO): autophagosome; phagophore assembly site
Source: RefSeq, a predicted model, not a curated record
AGUCCGUCACGCGUGACGGAGAAACAACAUCGAUGGCUGUUGUGAAAAUGAAACCGAUCAUGUAUGACUUCUAAGAGGACGCGGACGAUCCGAAUACACGGCGUAACGACGACAUUCACCCGAGUGACGUGUUGGCUGAACGGACUGCUCGAAACAUCUGGGAGGAACCAGUAACAGCAAUGGAGGCUGCAGCCGUGUACCUACACACUUCUUGAGACCAAGGCGGCCGUCACCAUGUCACACGUGGACGUAGAUUAUCAGCGCCUGGAUGCGUCGUACGGCGACGAUGCCCCGGGAGAAGAGGACCUGUUGAUGCACGUGCCAGAAGGAGCGAAAUCUCAGUGGGAUCACAUUGAAAACCUGGAUCUGUUUUUCCAGAGAGUUUAUAAUCUGCAUCAGAAAAAUGGAUUCACCUGCAUGCUGCUAGGCGAGAUCUUUGAGCUCGUUCAGCUGCUGUUCGUGGUGGGCUUCACUGUAUUCCUAGCCAACUGUGUAGACUAUGACAUCCUCUUUGCCAACAAGUUUGUGAAUCACACAGAUUCUUCGAAAGUCACUUUGCCUGAUGCUUUCCUCCCUGUGGACGUCUGUAGUGCACGUAUUACAAACAAUGCCUUUGUGAUUUUCGUGUUGAUCAUCUCCGGUGUGUUCUGGCUUCACCGGCUGGUGAAAUUCAUCUACAAUGUGUGCUGCUACUGGGAGAUCAGAUCAUUUUACAUUAACGCCCUCAAGAUGACUAUGUCAGAGCUUCCUUAUGCAACGUGGCAAGAGGUCCAGGCCCGAAUAGUUGAGAUCCAAAAGGAGCACCAGAUAUGCAUCCAUAAAAAAGAGCUGACGGAGCUGGACAUUUACCACCGCAUCCUUCGCUUCAAAAACUACAUGGUUGCUAUGGUGAAUAAAUCACUGCUUCCUGUUCGGUUUCAACUCCCCGUCCUUGGCGACGUAGUCUUCUACACUCGUGGUCUGAAGUACAACUUUGAGCUCAUCUUUUUUUGGGGACCAGGCUCUCUUUUUGAAAACGAAUGGAGCUUGAAACCAGAAUAUAAACGAGGUGGUAAUCGCCUGGAGUUGGCUGACAGAUUAGCAUCGCGAAUCCUGUGGAUCGGUGUCGCCAAUCUGCUGCUGUGUCCUGUCAUUCUUGUGUGGCAAAUCCUCUAUGCCUUCUUCAGCUACACUGAGGUGAUCAAACGGGAGCCUGGUUCUCUUGGGGCGCGACGUUGGUCUCUCUACGGCCGGUGCUACCUGCGCCACUUUAAUGAGCUGGACCAUGAGCUCAUGUCACGCCUGAGCAAAGGAUACAAGCCAGCAUCCAAGUACAUGAACUGCUUUCUUUCACCGCUGUUGACAGUGGUAGCCAAGAAUGUAGCGUUCUUUGCUGGUUCUGUUCUGGCCGUGCUCAUCGCGCUGACAAUCUACGACGAGGACGUGCUGGCAGUGGAACAUGUCCUGUCCUCCAUCACGCUGCUGGGAGUGUGCAUCACUGUCUGCAGGUCUUUCAUUCCAGAUCUGAACAUGGUGUUUUGCCCGGAGCAGCUGCUGCGAGUCAUACUGGCUCAUAUCCACUACAUGCCCGACCACUGGCAGGGACACGCUCACAAGUACAAGACCCGCGACCAGUUCUCACAACUCUUCCAGUACAAAGCAGUUUUUAUACUAGAAGAACUUCUUAGUCCUCUGGUGACUCCCAUCAUCUUGAUCUUCUGUCUGAGGAGAAAGUCGCUGGAGAUUGUUGACUUCUUCAGGAACUUCACUGUGGAGGUCAUUGGUGUAGGAGACACGUGCUCCUUUGCUCAGAUGGACGUCCGGCAACAUGGACAUCCUGCGUGGAUGUCUGAGGGUAAAACCGAGGCGUCCAUCUACCAGCAGGCCGAGGACGGGAAAACAGAGUUGUCCCUGAUGCACUUUGCCAUUACCAACCCUCAGUGGCAGCCGCCUCAGGAGACCACACACUUCAUCAGUCAGCUGAAAGAGAGAGUGCAAAGAGAAGCCACUGGGACGUCAGACAUCAUCCAUCCACUCUCUUACUCAGAGUCAGAGCCAAGGAGCCUCAUUGCAAAUCUUCUGGCCGGACCUUUGGGCUCCGUCCAUUUCGGGUGCGACACCUCUCUGACCCACCCUGCAGCCACUGGCGUCCGAGACGGAGCAUCAGCCUUGCAGUCUCUUUCACCUGUCAGCAGCAGCAUUCAAAUGAAAGCCAGCGCGGGUCAUGGCCUCAGGACCUUCGGUCAGACUUCAACCGUGAGCAGAAUGAUGGCCAGCUCUGGGGCCGAUGCUCGGACUGUGAGUUCUGGGAGCAGUGCGUGGGAGGGUCAGCUGACUAGCAUGGUCCUGUCUGAGUAUGCGUCCACUGAGAUGAGCAUCCACGCUCUUUACAUUCACGAGCUUCACAAACAGCAGUCCCGGAGCGAGCUCUCUCGUCACACCUGGCAUCGGCAGGAUAGCGACGAAAGCAGUGACAGCAUUCCUGAGGAGGUGAGGAGCGAGCCUCACAGGAAGAACCUCCCACGUUCCCAGACCUUUCCCAUCAUGCCAAGUCCCAGCGCCAUUCCUCCUUCUGCCUCAGCCUCUGGCAAUACUUCCGCCAGCCAGCAGGAGGCUUCGCCACACAGCAACACACAGCUGCUGAGAGCGGGGACAGGAGCUGCUGGAAAUGUGGGCGGCUCAGUUGGAGCAGCGCUUGGUGGUUGGUCAGAAGGUGCAGAUCUCAGACACCAUGAGGCACUACCAGAGGAGAGCUCCGAGGACGACAUGCCACCUCAUAUUCACAAGGUUACAUAACGCAGCUGCGUGAGCACGUUCCUACUACUGACCCCCGAAGAGGAAAGAGGAGAUUUCAUCAAUAUAUUCAGUCUAUGACAAAAAAACUCAUGUGACUUUUAACGUUAGAAUCGAUCACUUUCGGAAAGGGAAUGUGUUGCUUUUAAGACAGAAGCCUUCAUCUUUUAAUGUGGGCUGAAACAUGAACCAGCUCACUUUUAGAGAGUUCCUUUAACAUUAUAAAUGUGAAGUGCAAUUUCUUUUUUUUUUGUUAGCAAUGGUUAGAGGGUGUUUUUUUAAAGCACCGAAAAUUUCCCAAAAUAUCCCCCGAGCACAAGUGCAUGGUUGUCACCCACUAAUGCCACGAAAUGCUCAUCAUUUUUUAUGAUUUGGUUUUCUUUCAUUUUUAAUUGUACAGAAACACUUAUGCACUUUAAUGUUUCUUGAGGAAGGGACAGUUGUGUUUCUGUUGUGUCAAAUGUUAUUUAUCAAUCUACGGUGCCACAGUGACUGAUGUUUCAUGGCGUCGGCGGUAAGGUGUCAAAUGCCUAUUUAAAUGAGUGGAAUAACAGGUUGAGGCAAGUCUAUUUUAUUUUUCUGCCUGUUUUGUAUUUUACGUAGUAUUUUGUACAGAUGUAAAUCCAUCCAUUAAAUCAACAACCGUA